AUAUGGAAGCCGUCGAUCUUUAAAUGGCAACUGAAUUAGGAAGACCUUUCCGAAUAGCUCUUAUUGUUCUAUUUUGUUUCAUAUACGGUUAUUUAGCAGCGACAAAAAAUUACAAAGUUCAACUAACUGGUAUCACAUGCAAAUAUAAUUCCAAAUAUGCAGCAAAUGCAUCAUGUUCACUUACCGACCCUCCGCCAGCUGUUGGUGCAAAUUUUUAUAUGCAAAUGAAAAGCGAGUUAAAAGAUUUUCGAUUGGAUUUGAUAUUUUAUUUAAUUCGAAAGAAAGCACAAUAUUUAAUCUUCAAGGCACCUGAUGUGGAGGCAUGCGUGGAGUUUCCUAAAAACGAUACAGCUGUGUACAUGCAAUUGUUCAAAGAAAUGACUUUGAGGGCCGGUAAAUGGCCACAUUGUCCUAUUCCAGCGAAUUUUUAUUAUAAAUUUGAAAAUAUAACACCAAAUACCCAAAUGUUACCACCUUUUGCACCAGAAGUUUCUUUUAAAAUGGUGUUUAAUAUGAAAGAAAGAAAAGAAAGUGUUUUGGAGGUUGCGGUUUUUGGUAAAGUUAAUAGAAACAACUUGAAAGGAAAACGAACACAUUGAAAUAUCAAUAAAUUGAAUUUAUUUUGAAUAUUUUUGAUAUGAGUAUAUCGAAUGCUGAUGGAUUUUUAUUUAAAUUU
Messenger RNA from Episyrphus balteatus (marmalade hoverfly), 676 nucleotides. RefSeq lists its product as uncharacterized. The record is from RefSeq and is a predicted model, not a curated record. The transcript is spliced from 2 exons. NCBI's taxonomy places the organism in Eukaryota, Metazoa, Arthropoda, Insecta, Diptera, Syrphidae. Bases 24 to 599 code for a protein of 191 amino acids.